GUCUUCAUUUUAACUCAUUGCUGGAAAGUGAUUGGCAAAGUAGACUGUGAGCGUGGACUCGUCGGACAAUUGAAUUAUGAAUUUAAAUUUGCAGCAUAUUCAAAUUCCAAAAACAAUGUGUUUUGUGCUGUAACAUAGCUUAACAAGGAGCGAAAAUGUUGUAACUUUCGGAAUAAAAAAAACACGUUUCUUAACCGGGGUUUCCACUGCCCCGCAUUUUUUUGCCUUCGCCUCUCAUCAUCUACCUACUCACUUAAUCCAAAUCAUCAUCACUGACGUGCUGAGUAACCGUUUGACCGCCUCAGCCAGCCAUGCCAGGUCUCUUGCUAGGGGAUGUGUUCCCUGAUUUCGACGCCGAAACAACUACCGGCAAAAUACAAUUCCAUGACUUCUUGGGUGACUCCUGGGGAAUUCUGUUCUCCCACCCCCGUGACUACACCCCAGUGUGCACCACAGAGCUGGGUCGAGCUGCCAAGCUCAGUAGUGAGUUUACCAAGCGCAACGUCAAGAUGAUCGCCCUGUCAAUCGACAAUGUGGAGGACCACUGUGGCUGGAGCAAGGACAUCCUGGCUUAUAACAACGAGGAGCCUGGCUGUGACCUCCCCUUCCCUAUCAUAGCUGACAGUCAGAGGGAGCUGGCAGUGUCUCUAGGCAUGCUGGACCCUGAUGAGAAGGACAAGGAAGGCAUGCCCCUCACAGCCCGCUGUGUGUUUAUCAUUGGUCCAGACAAGAAACUGAAGCUCUCCCUACUUUACCCAGCGACAACUGGACGCAACUUUGAUGAGAUUCUGAGAGUGAUUGACUCCCUCCAGCUCACUGCACAGAAACGGGUAGCCACCCCUGCAGACUGGAAGCCUGGAGAUCGUGUGAUGGUUCUGCCCAACAUCCCAGAGGACGAGGCUGCCUCUCUCUUUCCUGCCGGGGUGUACAAGAAAGACCUGCCCUCAGGGAAGAAAUACCUGCGCUACACACCCCAGCCAUGAGGGGCGCCCAAACCUCUCAAUGUCACUGACGGGACCAUUAUUACAGAUAAAGAAGUGAUCGCUCCUUACAAUGUAUUUGAGAGUAUUAAUCACAGAAGGUGAUGUCAAAGUUCCUGUGUCAUGGACUCAGGUAGGCAUGCCAUGAUUACCCCUGGUAUUUAAACAAACAGACCACUUCAAAACACUUGAGAAUUACAAACGGAUUAUGUGUGAUAUUCACAAGUUUGUUGCCUCAUGAAAAGCUGAACAUCAAUAAAUAAAUAAAAACACUUAAAUGUCA
Molecule: messenger RNA, 1263 nt
Organism: Hypomesus transpacificus
Lineage: Eukaryota; Metazoa; Chordata; Actinopteri; Osmeriformes; Osmeridae
Gene: prdx6
Product: peroxiredoxin 6
Exons: 5
Coding region: 312-983 (223 amino acids)
Biological process (GO): cell redox homeostasis; cellular oxidant detoxification
Cellular component (GO): cytosol; mitochondrion
Molecular function (GO): peroxiredoxin activity
Source: RefSeq, a predicted model, not a curated record